Messenger RNA from Staurois parvus, 1141 nucleotides. The record is from the annotation of a GenBank genome assembly. Lineage: Eukaryota; Metazoa; Chordata; Amphibia; Anura; Ranidae.
AUGAAUUCUGAUUCGAAAAACAUCAUUUAUUGCUACUAAGCCAGCACUGAGUGAAUCUCAAGCUAUUGCCGUGGCGGAAAAUGUAUAUGGCCUACAAGUAACUAAAGUGAAGCCCCUACCAAGUUAUGACGACCAAAAUUUCUAUAUCCAGACCACAAGUGAUGUAACAGAUGGUGGAAAUGAAUUUGUCUUGAAGAUUAUAAAUGGUGAAUGCAGUAAAAGCACAGAACUUGUUGAAGCGCAAACCUAUGUCAUGAAGUUCUUGCAUGAUGAAGGUCUUCCUACCCAAUAUCCUAUGUUAACACAAAGUGGUCAUAUUAUGUCCCUAGAAGCUAUAGACUAUGGCAAUGUAGUACAGAAUCAUGCCGUGAGACUUCUGAGCUACCUUCCUGGAACACCAGCAGCUCAAAUUACAGCAACAGCAACUCCACAAAUAUUAUAUGACAUCGGCAAAAUGGCGGCCACUCUUGAUGACAAGUUAGCAAAGAAAUUUCAGCAUCCACAUAAAGAGCAUUUUAACCGUGGAAAGUUCAUUUGGAACUUGUCAAAUGUCCCAUUGCUGAGGAAAUAUCUAUAUGCAGUUACGGAAGAAAGUUUACAUAAAAGAAUUGAAGGAGUCAUCAACGAAUAUGAGACUUCUGUACAACCAAAUCUGAAACUGUUUCGCAAAUGCAUAAAUCAUGGCGACUUAAAUGACUACAAUAUACUUGUGCAAAAGACCAACACAUCAGAUGGAAACACUAAGGAACAGUACCAAGUGUCAGGAAUUCUGGAUUUUAGUGACAUGAGCUAUGGUUAUUAUGUUUUUGAAGUGGCAAUCACAAUUAUGUACAUGAUGAUUGAAAGUAAAGACCCUCUUCCUGUAGGAGGGUAUGUACUUGAAGGAUUUGAAAGCGUCAUCCCAUUGACCAGAGAAGAAAAGGAGGCCAUCUUCACCUUGGUGUGUAGUAGAUUUGCUCAGUCUCUAGUCAUGGCCAAGUACAGCGUCCUGCUUUGCCCAGCCAAUGAAGAUUACCUUAUGAUAACCUCUAAAACUGGCUGGAAGCAUUUAAUCACACUACUUGAUAAGGGCAAAGAAGGUGUACAGAAAAUCUGGGAAGAAACUGCAAGAAGGUACCGUGAGACGAUGCAUCAGAUCUAA